Aphidius gifuensis is the source of this 3013-nucleotide messenger RNA. It is a transcript of the gene MAN1, whose product is annotated as inner nuclear membrane protein Man1-like. Gene Ontology annotation, biological process: nuclear envelope organization; negative regulation of BMP signaling pathway. The record is from RefSeq and is a predicted model, not a curated record. The transcript has 8 exons. NCBI's taxonomy places the organism in Eukaryota, Metazoa, Arthropoda, Insecta, Hymenoptera, Braconidae. Gene Ontology annotation, cellular component: nuclear inner membrane. The coding region runs from base 333 to 2915 and encodes 860 amino acids. Gene Ontology annotation, molecular function: chromatin DNA binding.
CAUAAUAAAAAAAAAAAAAAGCAAAAACGUUGUCUAACAUGGCUCUCCUUGUGUGUCGUUAAGAGUGCGGUUAUUAAUCGUCAUAUUUUCAUGUAUUUUUUCGUCUUUUUUUUGUAAAAUAAUAAUCAAGUUUUAUAUUAAACAAAUAAAUUUAUAUUGUUUUGUUAAUUGCAUGUCUUUCUAUAUAAAUCAUCAAACAAUAAAUAGUGUAUUUGUGUAUAUGUGUAUUUGUGAAUGUGCCGUGUAUACCGCGAGGCAAAACAACCUUAAAUUUAACAAAAAAAAAAACUAAAUUAUAUAUAUCUACAUAAAAAAAUAAAAACACAGUCAUAAUGUCGGCUGAAACAUUUACUGAUCAAGAACUUCGUACAAAAUUGGCUUCAUUUGGACAUCCAAUUGUACCAGUUACUCCAACAACCAGAAAAAUUUUGAUUAAAAAACUCAACAACUUGAUGGCAUCAAAAGGUGGUAGUGGCGGUUCACGGCAUUCACUCGCUGCCCGAUACAGCAGUGAUGAAACUGAUGAUGAUACAUCAUCAACAACAAAUCGUAAGAAAAAAUUAGCAGCUGUUAAUCGUCGUCAAACAAUGGCAAAUCCAAUGCCACCACCAGCUGCAGCACCACCACCACCACCGGCAUCAUCAACAACAACAACAUCAUCAACAAUAAUAAAUACAGCAACAGGUGGUCAAAAAAGUCCAACAAAACGUCGUACAGCAUCAAGAAAUUCUGAAUCAAAAGAAAUACAAUCUGAAUUUGAUGAUGAUGUAUCAACGAAUUCAACAUCACGUGGAUCAUCAAGAAAAGAAAAAUUACAUUCAAAAACAUCAAGUAAAAAUAAUAAAGAUGAUGGUUUAGAAACAGGCUCAGAUUCUGAUUUACCUGAUGAUGAUUAUACCAAGCCUUAUUCACCAAUUAAAUAUAAAAAUAAUACUGAAUCAUCAUCAUCAACUAAAAUAACAACAACAACAACAUCAACAUCAACAAAUAAUUUUGAUUUACGUAAAGAUAUACUUAAAUUAAAUGAUAAUGAUUCAUCAAGUAAAUCAACAUAUGAAUCAAAAAGAAAGCUUAUGAAUAAUACAAAAGAUGAUAAAUAUAUAUCACCACCAUUUAAACCAGAUAUAUCACCAAUUCCAAUGAUUAAAGAUGAUAAAACUUAUAAACGUGAUGAUUUAAAAGUUAAUGAUUUACUUGCUAAUUAUGAAAGUCCAUAUUUAUCAGAUUUUACAAGACGACUAAGUUCACAAACAGCUGGUGCAACACUUCCAUCACGUACAUCAGUUAAAACUACUUCUUUGCGUCAUUCACUUCGUCCUGAGGCUAAAGAUUUAGAUACAAAUGGACAUUACUCAAAUUAUCGUUCAACCUUUAAUACUUCAACUUCAAGAUAUGCUGCACCAACAAAUGACAGACCAAGAGACAUUGUCACAAGAGCAUUUAAAACACCAGUCAACACAGCCAAAGAUGAUACACGUAAUAAUAAUCAAAAUAUGAUAUCAAUGGUAUUGGUCAUUGUGUUGGCACUUUUUUUUGGAGUUAUUGCUGUUGUUUAUCUGGGUCUUGGUGGUAAAACUGAAACUUUUCCAUCGUUACCAGCUGAAACUGGUGUACCACUUUGUUCUCAAUCUGAUCAUGACAAACCUGGUGUGAAUUGUUUACUCAAAGAAAAUGUUGCAACUGUAAUGCAAUUAUUAAAAAAAAUUCGGCCAAUAUUAGUUAGAAAAUCAAUAUCAUCUGCUUGUGAUGAUAAAGAUGAACGACCUUACAUAACUGAUUCAGAAGUUAUCAGCAUGUUGAAAAGUAACAAAGUGAAACCAUUUGAAAUAACUAGUGAUCUUCACAAUGCCCAAUUGUUAAUAUUUGAAAAUCCAAAAUGGGGAAUAUCUCUGAUUGAAAUUGAUGAUAAAGCUGAUGUCUCAUCUCAAGUUCUCGAUUCAAUGGAAAAAGUAUUUCAAGCACGUUUAGAAGGAAAAGUUGGAAUGAUCAUGACAAAUGUUGAUUUACCAAUAAAUUGUUUAAUAAAACGUAAAGUAUUUACUGUUUUAUCAACAAUCAUCAUAAUUGCAAUUGGUCUUGCAGCAGCAUUUGGUAUUCAUAAAUUAACUCUGUGGUAUAUUAAAUAUAAAAAAUCAACUGAAAAUGAAAUAUACCAAUUGGUAAGUGAAAUAAUAAGUAUGGUUGAAUUACAUUAUCAAAAUUCAGCAACAACAAGUCCUGGUGGAAGUCAAGAAAGUUAUGUUGCCAUAAAUCAUGUACGUGAUAAUUUAAUACCACCAAAAGAUCGUAAAAAAAUGUCAAGUAUAUGGGAAAAAGCAUUGAAAUUUAUUGAUGAAAAUGAAUCAAGAAUACGUCGUGAAGUACAACAAGUAUCUGGUGAAGAAUUUUAUGUAUGGCGUUGGUUACCAAAUUUAAAUACAUCAAAUACAUCAUUAAAUGCUGCUGGUGGUAAUAAUAAUACUAAAAAAACAAAAGUAUGGCAAGGACAAGCAUUUGAAACAAUGGAAGGUUCAGUUAAUAGUUUAGCUGUAUCACCAACACCAUGUUUAAAAAUGCGUCAUAUGUUUGAUCCAGAUGUUGAAAUUGAAGAUGAUUGGGAGGUUAAAAUACAAGAUGCUGUUUUAGAAAAAUGUGGUGAUAAUGUUAAAGUUUUACAUAUUAGAGUUGAUCGUGGUAGUCGUGAAGGUUGUGUUUAUGUUAAAUGUAUGACACAUGAAGAUGCUGGUAAAGCUUAUCGUGCACUUCAUGGUUGUUGGUUUGAUGGUAAACUUGUUACUGUUAAAUAUUUACGUUUAGAACGUUAUCAUGAAAGAUAUCCUGAUGCAAUACGUUGCUCACAACCACUUAAACCAAGCAACAAUUUAAGAUCAUCAUUGCAAUCACAUCAAUGGCAAAAUUCACUUGAAGCUAUUUAAUUUUUCUUUAUUUUUUUUUUCGUCUUUUUAUUAAUUAUUUAAAUUAAGAUGCUGCUGCUUCUUUUUUUCUUUUUUUUUCUUCAUUACAAUUAACAUCA